CCCGGUGAUUGGGUGCUAUUUUGCUCGGCGUGGCCGGCAGCUGUUGCUGUAUAUUACCCUGGCCAGUCCGCGCCAGCCCGCAGGCGAAGGCAAGGUGGCAGCGCUCAAGCCCGAGGGCCUAGAGGAGGUGGGGACCCGGCCGGGUGUCCCUGAGCAGGAUCCGGACACACCCGAGCCGAGCAUGCCCGAGCCGGCAGCGCUCAGCGCGGACAAGAGAGCAGCGGAGAAGAAGCGUGUGGAGAAGGUGGGAGCAAAAGGCAGCACAGUGCCUGCAGUCCCCAAGAGCCUCCCUGUGAAGACAAAGGUGGAGCCCCAAAGCCUGGACCCCGCGGAGGAGCCACUCAUCUGGGAAGGGCUCACCCUCAACAAGUGCAUCCUGGUGGCCUCCAUCGUCGCCCUGCUCAGCGUCAGCUUCCAGGUGCUCCAAGCACCGCCAUGUUCCAGGGACGGUGUCAGCAGCAGCAGGCAGGAGCCUCCAGCACCUCCCAUCCCUGAGGUCACCAUCACCAAGGAGGAGGCCCCAGAAGUGGAGGCUCCCCCGCCCAUCCAGCCUGAAAGCAGCAUGGAGGAUGACAACAGCGAUGAUGACGGUGAUGAUGACAACAGCAACGAGGCUGACAGCAACCUGGCUGAGCCCUGGAUCUUCAAGAAGUGGUUUGGCCGCUCAGAGCCGAAGGAUGAGGAGGAAGAGCCCGCAGAGGAACCUGAGGAGCCGCCAGCCAAGGUGGAGGUGAGGAAGGGACGGGAAAAGCCCCGAGCCCCGGAGAAGAAGGAGGAGAAGGCAAAGGACAGCCGCGCAGCCCCGGCAGAGAGGAGCGGCCGGCAGGAUCCACGCCCCAAGGAGAGGACCCCUGAGGACAAGCCCAUCAGAGCCCCCAGGGCGCCCAAGGAGCAGGAGCAGCAGCCACACAAGAAGCGGGGCCGGGAGGGGAAGGAGAGCCGGCGGGAGCGGGACGAGCCCCGGAGGGAUGGAGGCAAGAGCCGCCCCGGCAGGGCCGAGCACCAGGAGAGCACCCGGCGAGACUGGCGGCAGCUGCGGGGCGAGCAGAGGAGCAAGAAGCCCUGGGAGCAGGCAGGGAAGGACGGCACAGCCAGGCCCCGGGAGGGCAGGCGGCGUGACUGAGGCUGGGACAAGAGGGGCUCGGCGGCGCUGCCUCGGGAGGGCCCAAUCUUGCCACCACUCCCGGCAAGGGCUGUGGAUGCAUGGACUCUGUCUGCCGAGCCCCUGCGGCCACAGCCCUGCUGUGGCUGGAGAGGAGCCAGGGGCUGGUGCGGUCAGAGCACGGUUUGGGGACAUCAGGGUCCUGCUGUGCCACCCGCCCAUGCCACCUGGCCAAGCAUGAGCCGUUGUGAGGACUUUGGGCCCCCUUGGGUGAGCUGCACAAAGGCAACCCGAAAGGGAGCAGGGAAACGAGCUCCUCUCCACCUGGGCUUCGUGCCUCGCUCCAUCCCCAACAGACAGCGCUCCUGCAGCUCACCCAUGCUCUGCGCUGCAACUGUGGGCACAGCGCAGCCCAGCGAACAGAGGGUGUCUCCAGACCACGUAGCUCUUGAAUUCAGUUACUGGUUUUAUUGAAAGCAAAUCAAAGAGAGAAGUGUGUUCUGGGUUAAAGAAGCCAGGCUGCUGCCAGCCUUGAAGGGACAACAAGGAACAGAACCCGGCCCCACCGCCACCGCAUGGAGACACGAAGCUUGCCCAGAGCAAAACCCCACUGGCAGCGCCAUCGCUGGGGCUCCCCUUGAACCUGCCUUCCCAGAGCCGCUUUUAGGAACAAAGCACAAGUGCAAUAUCAUGCAGCGCUGUAGCAACUACAGGAGACGUUCACAGCCCCAAAGCACAGUGGGUUUGAGUAUUUGCUAAACCAACAGAGGUUAAAAUAAACUAUUUUCAUUUUUAA
Anas platyrhynchos (mallard) is the source of this 1898-nucleotide messenger RNA. The record is from RefSeq and is a predicted model, not a curated record. NCBI's taxonomy places the organism in Eukaryota, Metazoa, Chordata, Aves, Anseriformes, Anatidae.